Molecule: messenger RNA, 2030 nt
Organism: Telopea speciosissima
Lineage: Eukaryota; Viridiplantae; Streptophyta; Magnoliopsida; Proteales; Proteaceae
Product: calmodulin-binding protein 60 B-like
Exons: 8
Coding region: 129-1775 (548 amino acids)
Biological process (GO): regulation of salicylic acid biosynthetic process
Cellular component (GO): nucleus
Molecular function (GO): DNA-binding transcription factor activity; sequence-specific DNA binding; calmodulin binding
Source: RefSeq, a predicted model, not a curated record
AUAAUUCGUCUCAGGAAAAACGCAGACAAAUUUAGAGGCGGGACAUGGAUAGAUGGCAAGGUUGAUGGGGGAGUAAUUUGGAUUUAAUUAUAGUUGCCACCUAAUUACGUUUAUUCCCAACUUGGAGUAUGUCGCAGAAACGGCAACCUGAAGAUGGAAAGGAAGGCAACAGCCCUGGUGAGAAGCGUCAAUGCCGACCUUCCUUGAAAAGUGUGUUGUUAGAAGCGUUGAAGCUCCAUGAUAUUCAGAAGAUUUUGGAACCCUUGGUCCGUAAAAUAGUGAAAGAAGAAAUUGAAGUGGCACUGAGAAAACAUUUGACCAAUGUUAAGCAAAAUUGCAUUGGACAGGUAUAUCCAAUCUCAAGAAGCUUACAACUGCAAUUCACAAACAAGCUUUCUCUUCCAGUCUUUACUGGUACAAGACUUGAAGCAGAGGAAUGUUCAGCCAUAAGGUUAGCUAUAAUGGAUACCCUGUCUGGUCAAGUUGUCAACUCAGGUCCUGAAUCCUUGGCAAAGGUAGAAAUAGUGGUUCUUGAAGGGGAUUUUGGAGGUGAUGAACAAGAAAAUUGGACUACUGAAGAAUUCAGUAACAACAUUGUUAAGGAAAGGGAAGGCAAGAGACCACUCCUUACCGGAGAUGCAUUUCUGAAUCUUAGUGAGGGUACUGGUGUUGUGGGUGAUCUUAUUUUUACUGAUAAUUCAAGCUGGACAAGGAGUCGUAAGUUCAGGUUAGGGGCAAGAGUUGUCGAUGUUAACUGUAAUGGCAUUACAGUAAAAGAAGCAAAGACAGAAGCUUUCAUGGUAAAGGAUCAUCGUGGAGAAUUGUACAAGAAACAUUACCCUCCAUCUUUGGUUGAUGAGGUAUGGCGCCUGGAAAAGAUUGGCAAAGAUGGUGCUUUUCAUAAGCGUUUGAGGAGUCAAAAUAUCAACACUGUGAAGGAUUUUCUGACUUUACUUUGUAUCGACACUCCGAGACUCCGAAAUAUUCUAGGGAAUGGUAUGUCUGCUAAAAUGUGGGAGGUCACCGUGGACCAUGCUCGGACAUGUACACUUAAUAAUAGGAUGUAUAUGUACUAUCCCCCCGGUGCUCAGAAGAGAGUGGGUGUGGUCUUCAACAUUGUAGGAGAAGUUUUGGGAAUUCUUUCCGAGGACAAAUAUGUUUCCAUUGAUGGGCUCUCAGACACUGAAAAGGCUGACGCACAUAAACUGGUACAAGUUGCAUAUGAACAUUGGGAAGAAGUGGUCUCUUGGGAAGAUGGUGCUGCAAUGGGAAACUUUUUGCAAUCACCUGCUGUUUGUUUACCCUCCAGCUCACCUGGGGUGGAGAGUUCAUACAGUAAUCAGUUGACAAGCAAUCAGAAGUCGGAUGAUUUGGGUUUUAACCAGUGUGUGUUUUCUCCAGAUGUUUCUUCUAUCUUAUCUGUUGGGGCCCCAACAAGGUUAAAUCAUUACACCUUGCAAGGUACCAGUGACAUGGAUCUUAGAUAUGAACAGCCUUCCAAUAUGCCGAGCCAAGUAACACACUCUCUUAUGGGUGACAUAUCCAUGUUGCAUACUUUCUGUGGUGAAGACAAUGUACAAUAUUUUGAUAUUGAGGAUGCCUUUAGAUCUCAAAGCCUAGGUUUGGAUUCACAAGCUGACUUACAGACUGCUGUUAGUAGCUUCCUUGCCGUUCGGUCUGCUGCAGCUGCUCAGACACAAUGGAGAAUACUAUACAGUGUUCUGAGAUGGAUAUUUGCAAUUCGGAGGAUUGUGGCUUCAAAGAAAAAGAAGUGAGAAUUGGGGAGAUACACUUGUUUGUUGGUGAAAUAAAGAAAUGCAGAGAUGUGGUUAGGGUGCUUAGAGUGCUACUCCAUUACAUUUUCUGAAAAAGUUUGUAGAGUUAUUUUUUCCUUUUUAUGAAUUGUACAGUUUGUAGAGUUGUGGUUCUGGGCAGACUACAAUGUACAGAACAAUGAGAGCUGGCUUGUGGUUGCAGACUUGCAGUGCCGCCCUUGAAGCUUGUGUAGGUAAAUUGAAUUUUUUGCUACU